AUAGAAGAGAAAGAAAACAACUCAUCAAAUAAUUAAAAAAAUAAAAAUAAAAAAAGAGAAAAUAGAGGCAUUGCAGAGUGAGAGAAAGAGUGUGCGUGUGUGCGCAUCUCCAUAGAAGAUAGAAGAUAGAGCAGUGAGAAGUAGUGAAAGAGAAGAAAAGUGACACCGAUAGUGUUGUUGUUGCUUAGUGGUUUCUGCUCCGCUACUCUUCAAACUUCUUCUUCUUCUUCUUAUUCUUCGUUUUCUCCCAACAACCACCACUUCCUCUCUCUCUUGCUGUUAAAUCCACCUUCCUUCUCUUGUUUGCUGCUGCAUCCUUUUCUUUCAUUCUACUCCUAACUAACUGUUCACUCUCACGCUCUUUUCUGCGCUUCUCGCUUCCCAUGGAACCAUCGGAGAAUUGCUCUGUCAAAGUCGCUCUUCACAUUCGUCCUCUCAUUGCCGAUGAACGACAACAAGGUUGCGUUGAAUGCGUUUCCGUCACGCAUGGGAAGCCUCAGGUUCAAAUUGGGUCACAUUCCUUUACAUUUGAUUAUGUUUAUGGAAAUGGUGGAUCUCCUUCUGUUGACAUGUUUAAGGAAUGCGUUGCUCCAUUGGUUGAUGGUUUAUUCCAAGGUUACAAUGCUACAGUACUUGCUUAUGGUCAGACAGGAUCCGGGAAAACGUAUACCAUGGGAACUGGCUACAAUGACAAUUGUCGGACUGGAUUAAUUCCUCAGGUUAUGAAUGCCUUGUUCAACAAGAUUGAAACACUAAAGAAUCAAACAGAAUUUCAGUUGCGUGUCUCCUUCAUUGAGAUUUUGAAGGAAGAGGUGAGGGACUUGUUGGAUGCAGUAUCUAUGGGCAAAUCAGAAACCUCUAACUCUAACGGCCAUUCUGGAAAAGUAACUAUUCCUGGGAAGUCACCAAUAACAAUUCGUGAAACAUCAAAUGGAGUAAUCACACUGGCAGGAACAACUGAAGUUGCUGUAAGUACAUUACAGGAGAUGUCUGGUUACUUGGAGCAGGGUUCUUUAAACAGGGCAACAGGAAGUACAAAUAUGAACAACCAAUCCAGUCGGUCACAUGCCAUUUUCACAAUUACAUUAGAACAGAUGCACAAACUCCAUUCUGUUUCUCCAACCAAUGAAUCUUCAGACGAGGAUAUGGGUGAAGAAUACCUUUCAGCAAAGCUCCAUUUGGUAGAUCUAGCUGGAUCCGAACGAGCUAAAAGAACAGGUUCUGAUGGUCUGCGUUUGAAAGAAGGCAUUCACAUCAAUAAAGGUCUUCUUGCUCUUGGUAAUGUCAUAAGUGCGCUGGGGGAUGAGAAAAAGCGAAAGGAGGGUGUGCAUGUUCCUUAUCGGGAUAGCAAACUCACUCGACUCUUACAGGAUUCACUUGGUGGAAACAGCAAAACUGUGAUGAUAGCUUGCAUAAGUCCUGCUGAUGUCAAUGCUGAGGAAUCUCUCAAUACUCUCAAGUAUGCAAAUCGUGCUCGCAAUAUUCAAAAUAAGCCUGUUGUUAAUCGAGAUCUAAUAUCCAAUGAGAUGCAGCAAAUGCGCCAGCAGUUGAAGUACUUGCAGGCUGAACUUUGUUCUCGUGGAGGAGCCCCUGCUGAUGAAAUGCGGGUUCUUAAGGAAAGAAUUGCUUGGCUUGAGGCAACUAACGAGGAUCUCUACAGAGAACUUCAUGAAUAUCGCAGUAGAUGUGCUUUUGUAGAGAGAUGUGAAGUUGAUGAAUCAGACGGACCCAUUUAUCUCAUGAAAACUGAUGGGCUUGAGAGGUGCAUUCAGAGCUUAGAUUCAUCUGAUCAUCCCAUGGUUGGAAGUAUAUCAGGUGAGGAUUCUAGAGAAACUGAUGAAGCAGCAAAAGAGUUGGAGCAUGUACUAUUACAAAAUACCUUGGAUAAAGAGAUGAAUGAGUUGAAUAAGCGCUUGGAGCAGAAAGAGUCUGAGAUGAAGCUCAUUGGAGUUGAUGCUGAAGCACUCAAACAGCACUUCGGGAAGAAAAUUAUGGAACUUGAGGAGGAGAAAAGAAAAGUGCAGGAAGAGAGGGACCGUUUAUUGCACGAGGUAGAGAGUCUUGCUACUAAUUCAGAUGGACUAGCACACAAAACUCAUGAUGUUCGUGGCCAAAAGUUGAAAGCAUUGGAAGCACAGAUUUUAGACCUCAAGAAAAAACAAGAAAGCCACGUGCAGCUAUUAAAGCAAAAGGAGAAGAGUGAAGAAGCUGCAAAAAGACUGCAGGCUGAGAUACAGUAUAUCAAGGCUCAGAAGGUUCAGUUGCAGCAUAAAAUGAAGCAAGAGGCAGAACAAUUUCGACAAUGGAAGGCUUCUCGUGAGAAGGAGCUACUCCAGUUGAAAAAGGAGGGAAGAAAGAAUGAGUACCAAAGACAUAAGCUUGAGGCUCUAAACCAGCGGCAAAAAAUGGUUCUUCAAAGGAAGACAGAGGAAGCAACAAUGGCUACAAAAAGGCUAAAGGAAUUGUUGGAAGCCCGCAAAUCUUCUCCCCGUGAUAACUCUGUUUAUUCAAAUGGACAUCUACAGCCCGGGCUGGUUAAUGAAAAAUCCCUCCAAAGGUGGCUUGAUCAGGAAUUGGAGGUCAUGGUACAUGUGCAUGAAGUUCGUGCUGAAUAUGACAAACAAAAUCAAGUCCUAGCUGCCCUGGAAGAAGAGUUGGCUUUACUAAAACAGGAUCAGUUUUCAGAUGGGCAGAGUAUUCACACGGGAAAAAGCAGAUAUUUGAGGCUGUUAUCCAUGUCACCAGAUGCAAAAGUUGAGAGAAUAGCUUCUCUUGAGAACAUGCUGUGCAUGUCUUCAGUUGCUAUGAAAGCCAUGGCAUCACAACUUACUGAGGCAGAAGAAAGGGAACGAUCAUUGAAUAACCGUGGUCGUUGGAACCAGCUACGCUCAAUGGGAGAUGCAAAGAAUGUGCUUCAGUAUUUGUUCAAUGCUACUGCAGAUGCAAGGUGCCAAUUAUGGGAAAAGAAUAUGGAACUUAAGGAUUUGAAAGAGCAACUAAAUGAGCUUGUAGCACUACUACAACAAAGUGAAGCACAGAUUAAAGAACAUGUAAAGGAGCAAAAAAUAAGAGAACAAGCCAUUGUCACCUCAUUGAAUACACCAUCAUUGGAAAACUCACGGUCCUUGAAACACCUUGCGGAUGAAAUGAGUGGUCCAUUGUCUCCAAUGUCACUUCCUGCUCCGAAGCAACUCAAAUUCACCCCUGGAGUUGUUAAUUGGUCAACCAAGGAGUCAGCUACAUUUUUAGAUGAAGCACGAAAGAUGGUACCCAUUGGAGAGUUGUCAACAAAGAGGCUAGCAGCUAUAGGACAAGCCGGAAAACUUUGGAAGUGGAGGAGAAGUCAUCAUCAAUGGCUGCUACAGUUUAAAUGGAAGUGGCAGAAGCCCUGGAAACUCUCAGAAUGGAUCAAACACAGUGAUGAGACAAUUAUGAGGUCAAGGCCUCGAGCACAAGCUUUGAUUAAUGCGAUGUGAUGUGAUGUCGAGCUCAUAGUAAGGGGCAUUAUGAUUCUGAAUACCGACCGUGAUGUGUUUCAACACGGCUUGAAAGAACGACAGUUGAUUGCAGUGUGCAUGCAGGCAUGAUGUAAAUUGGAUGAUUUUUUUGGGAUUUCAGAUGCAGUAUGGUUGUCGGAGAAAGUUGUCAUGAUUCUGUGUAGCUUGUAACAACACAUGGUAGGCGUAGCCCAACAGAACAAUAUUAGAGGAAGGAAUUAGUUUUAUAGUAUAUAGAUUGAUCGGGGUAACGUUUCACGCCUGCAUAGAUUAGAAUAUGUAGUUCGUGAAGUCAUGUUAAUUCUGUAGUGUUUUUUUACAAAAUUUGUGAAUUAUGAUCAGUACAGUGUGAUAGUCUACUUUUUGUACAGAUGUAAUAUUUCCCGAAUUUGUUUGUUAUACGUGGUCAGCUAAUUGUCCUUAUAGUUGAUACAUUUUUAAUUCAUUGUGAUUGA
Molecule: messenger RNA, 3952 nt
Organism: Cajanus cajan (pigeon pea)
Lineage: Eukaryota; Viridiplantae; Streptophyta; Magnoliopsida; Fabales; Fabaceae
Product: kinesin-like protein KIN-4A
Biological process (GO): mitotic spindle organization; spindle elongation; microtubule-based movement
Cellular component (GO): microtubule associated complex
Molecular function (GO): microtubule motor activity; ATP binding; microtubule binding
Source: RefSeq, a predicted model, not a curated record